Messenger RNA from Sparassis crispa, 1764 nucleotides. RefSeq lists its product with no specific name. Lineage: Eukaryota; Fungi; Basidiomycota; Agaricomycetes; Polyporales; Sparassidaceae. The coding region runs from base 1 to 1764 and encodes 587 amino acids. The transcript is spliced from 3 exons. The record is from RefSeq and is a predicted model, not a curated record.
AUGAACCGCCCACAUACCUUCACCAUUAUCACUCCUCCACAUUCCUCUGCUCGCUCAUCUGAACAUUCACCGCAACAUCCACCGCGCAGGAUGACAGAGCUCGUGUGGACAAUCCCAGAGCGACGAAAUCGUCACGGACGUCUCACCACCCUUCCGUACGACAUCUACAAUUUGAUCCUGGACGAAUUCCGAUACCAGCCGGAGCAGAUAUCACUCAAGGAGUAUAAGUCUACGUUGGCAACCUGGGCGCUCGUAUGCCGCCUCUUUCACCAUCUGGUAGUGCCGAAGCUAUUCAAGACGUUCGUCUCCUGGAGAAAUUGGAGAAGUGGGGAAACGCCUCAGCUUGAUAGGUGGGUCGUGGAGAUGAACCGCGGCGACGCCAUGGCGCGUGCUCUAGCACCUCACGUCAAGCACCUCACAUUUGAGCCCUGCCAAGAAGUGAACGCGCCACUAGAGCCCCGGUUAGCCCACGCAGACUUGUCAUCGUGGACAACGGCACUCCGAUUCUUCACCAAUGUCGUGAGUAUCAGACUUUCGUCCGAUACAAUCGGGGACCGCUUCUUCACUGCCGUGGCCACUCUGCCCAAACUACAGGUACUCCACAUGAGAAACUGCAAUUUUCGGGCACCGCAAAACUCCUUUAUUCUUCCUUUGGAUAAACUCCCAGCCUUGAAAGUCCUUGAGGUCUCGGGAGUGGGAAAUGCCUUUUGGCGAUAUAUCCCCGCGAUUGUUUCACUGGCGGCCACACGCUCGCUGCGGUCGCUGAUAACGACAGAGUGGGAGAUCGCUAGGAACUUUUUCACGCUGGACAUGGACAUUCCGCUGGAGAUGCUCCAAGUGCCCCUCCAUCCCCAUGGCAUUGACGCUCUCUCGACAUUCCUUGAUCGCACGCCGUCGAUCACCGACCUUGAGCUUAUUGACUACACCUUGAAAGGAGAUCGCCACGCCGCAAUCAAAGACCUCCGUCAACUCGGUAACUUGAGAGUAAAACAAUCAUCCUUGCCGAGAUUGGAAAAACUAAAGUGCCUGACACACCUGCUACCGGCCUUGUGGCAAUCCAGACCAAUAUCGAGCCUGACUGUCGUGGGGGGACGAGGUCUAAAGAAAAUCAUCUGUGGACAGCAAAUUCCCUAUCCCCUUGAAGGCAACUUCUCCGGGAAUUCCGCCUUGCGUUAUCUGGUUCUUUCUGCGAAGCUAUACGCUGCUUAUCCCCUGGCAGAGUUAAAGCUGGAGAAAUUGUCGCUGUAUCUCUCCGGGUCUGCUACUCUGGGAGAUCCAAGGUUCAUGGAAGGCAUGUUCAGUUUGCGGAAGCAAAAGACAACAGUGCGCAAGUUGCAACUCUACUUCCAGCGUGGGCGGCUGUCAUCACAGUGGGCUUUGGAUCUGCAGCUACAACACAGCAGUAUCCUCUUAUAUCUGGAGAAGGUGUUCCCGACCGCUACGUGCAUCUCUAUGAUUGAAUCGCUCCAUUGGCACCGCAGCGAGGGCAGAGAUGAAUGGAACCCCAUUAUACCGGAACGCCAAUCUUUCAGGACAGUACUGAGAGACAUCGUGGGCCUGCGAAAAUACUACUCUGACAGACGUUGUUCAGUGACGGAUUUUCAUGGAGUACUCACCAGAACAUUCAAGGAUGAUCCAACAGUGGCUGCAGUGUUGCAGCGGCAGCUCAGAGAAUAUAUGCCUCGACCCUUAUCGCCCAUUGUUUACGGUCCAUGCACGGAAUCGGAGGCGGACACAGAACUGGCGGCGUCGGACUCGGACUAA